UCUUCUUCUUCUUCUUCAGGGUUUUAGGGUUUUAUAGAGAACAAACUGAGAGUCGAUUCCGGACUUUUUUCACUGUGGAAAAUCAUGAGUCUAAUCGCGGGUUCAUACGAGCGUUUCAUAUGGGGGUUCAAACUGAAAUCUCCAAAGGAUAUUCAAAGCCUUGAUCUAAUUCCCCUUUUCUCCUUCCCUUCCCACCUCUCCACCAUCAAAUGCGCUGACGUUUCUGGCUCUGCCGCCGUCUCUGGGGGCUCCGAUGACACCAUUAAAAUCUACGACCUCUCCACUUGCUCCGAAAUCGGCUCCCUCCACGAAUCUGCCACCAUCAAUUCCCUCGCAUUCUACACCCCUGCGUCCCUCUCCUUCCCGCGCAACCUUAUCUCCGCUGCUGACGACGGCUCAGUCUCCAUCUACGACGCCGAUCCCUUUGUUCACCUUAAAACUGUGAAAGUCCACCGAAAAGGCAUUAAUUCCCUUUCUAUCCACCACUCAGGGCGGCUGGCGUUGUCGGUGGGCCGAGAUGAAUGCUUAGCUAUGGUUAAUUUGGUUAGAGGGAGGAGGAGUUUUUACUGCAGGUUGGGCAAAGAAGCCUCUAUCGUGAAAUUUAGCGAAACUGGCGAAACGUUCUACAUGGUUAUGGAUGAAAAAGUUUCAAUACACGAGUCUGAGGAUGCAAGAAUAGUUUUGGAAUUCAAUAAUGCAAAGCGAGUUCUCUGUGUUGCCUCAGGAAAGGGUGGUAUAUUGUUUACCGGAGGAGAGGACAGGAAUAUUACGGCAUGGGACACAAAAAGUGGAAAAGUUGCAUACAGCAUUGAUGAUGCACAUUCAGCCCGUGUUAAAGGCAUUGUUGUACUCUCCGACAAUGAUGAAGAGUAUCCAUAUUUAGUAGCAUCUGCAUCAUCAGAUGGCAACAUACGUGUCUGGGAUCUUCGCAUGGGAGGGAAGGAGAAAUCAAAUCCACUGGCAGUGGCCAAUACGAAAUCCAGGCUGACUUGUCUGGCUGGAUCAUCCAUCAAAUCUAUUCAAAGACCUCAGAUGGGAAAUUCUGCUUCAAAUGAACAAGAAGAUGGAGCAGCAGAGUGAUACUCUCAUACUCACACCAACAUUUGCUGAGAAUGCCUGAUUGAAUUGCACAAUUGCCUCUCUCCCUCUCUUCUCGUACUUCUCUAAUCCCCUUCCUGUUUUUUGUCGAAGCAUUACACCAGAUUUUGUUAUUUGUGUAGGCUGUCUUCUUAUUUUAAAUAUAUACAUGUUGGUAUGUACUUUUGCAGCUAUUACAAGCUUUCUUCUAGUACUAGUAUUCAUUCACCCCCUCUGCUUAAGAUCCAUAUCCGUAUCUUCUUGUAAGAGUUAAAUUUAGAUUACAAUUGCAAUGUUUUACAGAUUCUGAUCCUAAGUGGACGAUAAGAAUUAUUCAAUACUGAGUAUAUAAAUUUGUUGAUAA
This is a messenger RNA of Ipomoea triloba (trilobed morning glory), 1441 nucleotides long. RefSeq names its product p21-activated protein kinase-interacting protein 1-like. Gene Ontology annotation, molecular function: protein binding. The transcript is spliced from 3 exons. The record is from RefSeq and is a predicted model, not a curated record. The coding region runs from base 85 to 1080 and encodes 331 amino acids. NCBI's taxonomy places the organism in Eukaryota, Viridiplantae, Streptophyta, Magnoliopsida, Solanales, Convolvulaceae.